This is a messenger RNA of Harpegnathos saltator (Jerdon's jumping ant), 712 nucleotides long. RefSeq lists its product as uncharacterized. Lineage: Eukaryota; Metazoa; Arthropoda; Insecta; Hymenoptera; Formicidae. Bases 314 to 697 code for a protein of 127 amino acids. The transcript has 3 exons. The record is from RefSeq and is a predicted model, not a curated record.
AACCGAUACGUAAACAGAUCGUCGCGAGACUUCGGCACUCUUUGAUAAUAUGUCAUCUCGCUUGCUCUUUAUUCGUAGCAUGUUACGGUCGUGCGGGAUAAGGAAUUAUGUGGCAAUGGCGCACGUGUUAGAAGUCGAGAUGCAGCUCACACGCAUACAAUCAAAACAUUUUCGUUUUUGAUUGUGUACGUGUGCCGCGUCUCGAAUCGGGAAGGAGUCGGCCGAUAUUCUCUUGUUUGGAAACAGUCUCCGUGUCAGAAGAAAAGAAGACUGUGUCAGCCUUGGUCUUUUCGGUGCCUUGGUGAAGAAAAGAAUGAAGAUCAGUGUUACAUAUAAAGUGCUUGCUUGUAGUAAGAAUACCAAGAUCAAAAAGGCAAAGGCUCUAUAUAUAAGAGAAAAAUGUCAGCGCCGGAGGCGCCGGUACCGCCAUUGGUUUACCCGGCAGAGACCGCGGCAAAUAAUGCGCACAUGCAGAAAAAGUUAUAUCAUAAGGAGCGGCGGGCGCGGCAGCGGCGCAAGAAAAUGUCACGCCUACCAAGGCCUAUACCCCCGCCCGUUAGAUACGUUAUCCUUCCAGCAUCGGCUGGAUACAUUCCCGCAUCAGCAGGGUACGUUCCCCCACCAGCAGUGUACGUCGCCGUGUCAGCAGGAUAAGUUCCCGCACCGAUCAAAAGAUAUUUUUGAGAAAAACAACUAAUACAUAUUAAAACUA